AUGCCAAAUUAUUUACCAUUAAAGAAUUCUACAGUUAAAGUAGAAAGUCAAAUUAAAUAUUCAUAUGAAGAAACAGAUGGUACAAUAAAUUCAAAAUUUUCAGUAUAUCCAAAAGAUAUAAAACCUGAAUAUGUUUCAUUUAUUGAAUGUGGAGGUUUAUUUGAAGAAAUUGAUGAUAAAUUAUGGUUAACUGAUGAUGAAUUAUAUUGGUUAAAAUUAAGAGAUUAUGAUGAUUCUGAAACAAUUUUAACUUGUCCCUUAAAUCAUCCUCCAAAAAAUUUUACAAGCGAUAUUAACUGGAAUUAUAUUGCAAAUUUUAAAAGAAAAUAUAGGAUUCUUAGGAUAUUUGGUGAAGAUUCAGAUCAAUAUAGAGAAUAUUUAGCAAAAUUUGGUGAAUACUUGGAAAUAUUUGAGCAGGAAAAUGAAAAAUUUAGAGAAUGGCUUAUGAAAUUAAAAGCUCCAAGGGAACCAAAUUGUUCUUAA
Lodderomyces pseudojiufengensis is the source of this 483-nucleotide messenger RNA. RefSeq lists its product as uncharacterized. The record is from RefSeq and is a predicted model, not a curated record. The coding region runs from base 1 to 483 and encodes 160 amino acids. Lineage: Eukaryota; Fungi; Ascomycota; Pichiomycetes; Serinales; Debaryomycetaceae. The transcript has a single exon.